GCCUGCUGCUAGCUUGUUUAUCUGUAGGCCAGUAGAACUGCGUAUAACUAUGUAAUACUCGUUAGUAUUUCUAUCUACACAGUUUCUUAGCUAACACUUAGUCACUUUAACCGCAGCCCUGAAAGCUAGUGAAAGCUAGUGAAAGCUAGUUAAAGCUAGCUAAACAUGUCAUUGUUCUGCAGCUGUAACACUGAUAUUACAUUACUUAGACUCCAUUAGGACUUGUUCUAAGUGAAAAGAAACUAAAUCCAGCCUACUUUUUAAUCCAUAGAUAAAUCUCCAAAAGGGUAAAUAAAAAUAAAAACCCUGUGUGGUUAUCCAUGGUGCUUAUCUCCUGUGUAGGAGGUUAGUUAUUUUUGCAAGUUAGUCCUGAACCAGACUUCUGUUCAGUUCUGUGCUAGAUCUGGAGAAACAAAAGGAUCAAGACUUGAAUGUUUUUAAGUUAAUCCUCGUGUGUUUAUAUAUCUGUCAUAGUAUGUGAAGUUUCUCAUAAUCUUCAAGUUUGUUGGCUUGCUAGAACUGUGUAUUACAGUCCUGGUUUUCAUGUACAGUCUUUGCUAAAUAUUCUUGGGGGAAAUAGUGCAUUCACAUUGAUCUAAAUGUAGGACUGAGAAAGUGCAAUAAAGAACGAGAAAGAGAUUUUAUUUAUUAACGUUUAAUUUCUCAUGAACAAUUUGGAAUGGUUUCUAUUUAUCAAUGUAUUUAUUGAUUUGUUGUUUUUCUUUUUAUUUAUUUAUUUAUUUGCUAGGCAGGAGACCAUGUUUUAAUAAUUUAUAAAAAAAAAAAAAAAACCUGGAAGGAAAAUAAAUAAAUAAAAAUUGUCCAGUAUUUACUUAAUUCUGUCUAUUUUUGCGGUCCUUCAAAUGAAACUAUUAUCAACACGACUCUGUGUGAUUCAUGAACUUUUAUCGAUUCAUCGAUUAUCUGUUAGAAAACAAAGUGGUACUAAACUGUACCUUUCGUUGUUCUGUGGAUCUUUUGUACCUUUAAUAUGUAUCUUUUAGCUGGAAAUGUUGAUAUGGUGUACGUUUAAACAAACCAAAAAAAUGCACUAGGUAAUAGAUACAUACUAAAGGUACAAAAUGUACACCCUUGUGUGUAGUACCAUUCAGUGUCAAGGAAUGGUCACUGUUUAAUAGCUGUUUUUCUAUGAGUGAAGUACACUUUUAAGCAGGUAAGUAGCCAUAACUAUGUGAAGAACCCUGUUUUCUAAUAGCGUACCACUUCUUGUCACAACAUUGCCAGCAGGCGUCCUUUGGCCCAUUUAUUUUCUCUUCUAGCAACAAAAGCUGCCCGCCUACUUUUUAGAGAAGAGGGGUUUUUUUUUUCUUCAUCGUUCCAGUUUUGGCUGAAAUUGUAAGCAAGCGAAAAUACCAACCACUCUUCUCGAAAAAUAGGUUUGCCCUUGGGUGAGUGAUAUGAUGUCAUGGCUUUGGUGUUCAUUUCAGACAGCCUUGUCUUGGAGAAAUCUCUUUCCUUUAGCCCUUAGGCCUCCAGUGUGUUUGUACAAGUCAGCAUUCAUGAAUUAUAGGAUUAACAUUUGAGCCUAAUAGAUAUAAAGAUGACUACGUCAUGGAGUGACCGCCUUCAGCAUUACGCAGACCUCCCAGCGAACAUGGACGGGUUGGCUAUGAAGAAAUACAGACGGGAGGCAUAUCAUAGGGUAUUCGUGAACAGAAGUUUGGCAAUGGAGAAGAUCAAAUGCUUUGGUUUUGACAUGGAUUACACUUUAGCAGUGUAUAAAUCUCCAGAAUACGAGUCCCUGGGUUUUGACCUGACUGUUGAGCGACUGGUUUUUAUUGGCUACCCACAGGAACUGCUCAGCUUUGUCUAUGAUCCAUCCUUCCCCACCAGAGGUCUGGUGUUUGACACGUUGUACGGCAACCUCCUGAAGGUGGAUUCCUAUGGAAACAUCCUGGUGUGUGUUCAUGGCUUUAACUUCCUGCGUGGGCCUGAAAUCCGAGAGCUCUACUCCAAUAAAUUCAUCCAGCGUGAUGACACUGAACGCUUCUACAUCCUUAACACUCUCUUCAAUCUGCCAGAAACCUACCUCUACGCCUGCCUCAUCGACUUCUUCUCCAAUUGCGACCGGUAUUCGAGCUGUGAGACAGGCUUCAAAGACGGAGACCUCUUCAUGUCCUUCAAGAGCAUGUUCCAGGACGUGCGAGACGCUGUCGACUGGGUCCACUUUAAGGGAACGCUGAAGGAAAAAACAGUGGAGAAUCUGGAGAAAUAUGUGGUGAAAGAUUCUAAGCUGCCUCUGCUGCUCAGCCGCAUGAACGAAGUUGGCAAAGUGUUCCUGGCCACCAACAGUGACUACAAAUACACAGAUAAAAUCAUGUCCUACCUGUUUGAUUUCCCUUACGGCCCAAAGCAAAGCCCUCCGCAUCGCCCAUGGCAGUCGUACUUCGAUCUAAUCCUGGUGGACGCACGGAAGCCACUGUUCUUUGGCGAGGGCACUGUACUGCGGCAGGUCGAUACGACCACCGGGAGGCUCAAGAUCGGAACAUAUACUGGCCCUCUGCAGCACGGAAUAGUCUAUUCUGGAGGUUCCUCAGACAUCAUGUGUGACCUUUUGGGCGCUAAAGGGAAGGACAUCCUCUACAUUGGGGACCACAUCUUUGGAGACAUUCUGAAAUCCAAAAAACGCCAAGGUUGGAGGACGUUCCUGGUGAUCCCCGAACUCGCCCAGGAGCUGCACGUCUGGACCGACAAGAGCUCGCUGUUUGAAGAGCUCCAGGGUCUGGACAUUUUCUUGGCAGAGCUGUAUAAGCAUCUGGACAGCAGCAGCAAUGAGAGACCAGACAUUAGUGCCAUCCAGAGGAGAGUGAAGAAAGUGACCCAUGACAUGGACAUGUGCUACGGCAUGAUGGGUAGUCUGUUCCGCAGCGGCUCUCGACAGACCCUGUUCGCCUCGCAGGUGAUGCGCUACGCCGAUCUGUACGCUGCUUCCUUCAUCAACCUGCUGUACUACCCAUUCAGCUACCUUUUCAGAGCUGCACACGUACUGAUGCCACAUGAGUCCACGGUGGAGCACACGCACGUCGACACGGACACCGAGUCGCCGCUGGCUACACGCAACCGCCACAGCGUCGACUGCAAGGAAAUAGACUGCAAACGCAGCCAGCUGACACGCUCCCUGAGCGAAAUCAAACCCCCUAACCUGUUCCCCCAGACUCCACAGGAGAUCACACACUGCCAUGAUGAAGACGAUGAUGAGGAGGAGGAGGAAGAGGAGGAGGAGGAGGAAUAGAUGACUCUCCUUCAGUCAGGCCUGACCUUUUCUUCAAUUCCCUAAGGGAAACAUUUAACUUUAGUGAAGGGAACAAUAGUGAGGGAUUUUUAAGACAAAAAGAAAAUUGAGUUUAACUAUUACAGGUUUUUUUUUUUUUUUGACUAUAUGAGAAUGUGUAGCAUGUGAGAGUCAAGCUCAAUCGGUUUGUGUGUCAAAGUUUGGCUUGGCUGAAGACCCCCUGAAAAUGUUUGCAGUUUUUCUUUUUUUUUUUUUUUUUUUUUUUAGUUUUACAGUUAACAGUAUAGUUAGAAGAAUAACAGCAAAGCACAUAUUUGAUUAACGGUAAGCUAUAAAAACCCGAACUGAUAUGGGACAUGUAUUCUAAUGAGUUUACAGUAUGUUGGAGAUGCACGACUCUUUUGUGAAGGUCAGCCAUAUGACAAAUGCUCACACAAGCAGCUAUGCUUCAUAUUAGAUCCAUUCCAGCCUGUUAUUUAUGAAUGGUCUAGACAUCUAGAUAUCUAACAUGAGAAACAUUAUGCAUCAUACUGUAUAUGAGUCGGAAAUGUUCAAACGAGCAGUUUAUUUUGACCUUACUCACUGUACAUAGUCAGCAGAAUAACCCCACUGGGUUCCCACUGUUUCUGGGCUCAUGACAGAAAUUUUUUAAAAUCUUUUUUUUUUUUUUUUUUUUUAAACACAAGCCUUUGUUUCAUUUGAACAUCGUUUGUCUGUACAGCAGAUUUUGGCUAAAUGCUGCCUCAUACAGGACUUGAGAGGAAGUGCAAAGCAUGUGUGUUGGCAUGAUGUGCCUCUUAUUAGAGAGCUGUUCAUGAUAGGAAUGUAAAUGAAGUCCGGAGGGGGUCUGCAGCGCGCCGUGAUGGCCAACGUGACGGCUACGAAAGAAUGCCACUAACACAAGCGCCCCUGUUACUUGGCAACCGCUGUGCCAGGCGAACCACAUAAGGCUAGUUAGAUGGUUUUGUUUUUGUUUUUAUUUUUUAAUGGCAGUGAUGUCAGCUGCCAGGUAUAGUGCUAUGCAGCAAAGCAAGCUGUCAACAGAGGCACUUUUUCUCAAUCACACACACUCACUACAAUGUACCGGCAUAUUUUUAUACUCGACGUCUCCGUUUGUGGAGAUAAACUACCAAAAUUUGAAUCUUUCCAGCGCCAUAUUGAUAACAGUCAUUUCUAGCCAUGCUAUUUGCCACGCUGUGCAUAAAAGUGACCUUGAUAUGCAAAAAAAAUAAAUAAAAAUAAAAAAAACUCUUGUAAAUAGUGUACUUUAUAGCUGGUGUGAGUAGAGAAUUUAAAUAUAUGUGGAUAUAUAAAAUAUAUAUAAGUAUCGGAUUUAGCGUGCGUUGAGCUCAGCAGAUCUUGCGGUUCAGAGUAGUUCAGAUUAGCGUGCGAUUUCAUUGGAGAGUUUACUCCUUUGAGGACCAAUAGCGUUAAGAGCACUCUGAACAGUGAUCUUUUCAACUCAGCAAGGUCCUUAUAGCAGAGGUGCCAACAUCUACAGUUAAGCUGGAGCAUUUACUAGUUUUGACCCCUUACCAAGGCGACACGGGAGGCACGUAAAACCUAAACUGUUCGGCUUUUUCAGAAAAAGCGGCAGAACGAUCACGGAUAAAAAUUGCCCGACAGGAAAGGGAAAGACGUGAAAGACACUCAUUUGCGUUACUUGUGCGUCGCUCCAACGCGAUCUUGGUGUACCUUGAGCGGUGAAUUCACAAGCCUCCGUCUUAUCAGCCAGUAGAAAACAAGUAGGCAGAACCGCAGCCUAUUUCUUCAGUAGAAAAUGGAGGAGCUGCUUAUUUGUUCCUGCUGCUUGGCGCACAUCUGGAAAAAGUCGCCUUCUCGUCCGCCAACCCGCACAAGGCCGGGGAUAUUCAAUUAAAAUUUGUAAAGGUCCAGCUGGAUAAGUGACUAACAUGACGGUCUGUCGAUAACAGUUAACCAUUCAUGAUUAGUUUAGGUCUACAAAUAAAACAAACCAGAGUGGUUAUAUUUUCUUUCGCACUUGCGCUCCAUGUUACCGCUUUUGACUAAAGCCACGGACUCUGAACAGAUGAGACGUCUGUUUGGAAUAAACACAUGCUUCUCUGUCCAAUCAUCUUUGUCAGCUUUAUAUAUUUAUUUUUUUUAAACAAAACAACCUAUGUUGUCAGUUUGCUGAACAGACUAGAGAAGGUAAUAAAACUAAAACUCUGUGAAAGUUAUGAGACCUAAUGUCUCUAGCGGUGUAGUAUUCUCUAGUAUUGAAUCAGCUAGAUUCAAUGAACUACAGCUAGCUUUUAAUUCCUACAUUGACCUGCUUAGCUACACUAUUUUCCCAAGUACUUGGUUAAAUACUUUGCUGGGUCUGUAUCUGGACCGCGGUGCAGCAGUUAACAACACCUGGUCUAGGGUUGUGUUACAUUUCUAGGGUAUUUUUUUGUGUGUGUGUGUUUUUUUUUCUGUGACUUCUUCCAGUCCCUCCAGGAUUUUGCAAAAUCAAGCAAACUCAGAAAUAGCAAUAUUCAGAGGAGCUCGCAAUUUUUCACAAUUACCGCAGAUACGGGCCGAGACGCGGCAUGUGACGUCAUCGCAACGCGCAUUCAGCCAAAGCCCCCUUUGAUUCACGUGCGUGGAACACGAGUACAGCUAAAAGGUCUCAUUUACCAAAAACAUCACUGUGAAAGACCGUGCAGAACAAUUUCGUGCGAUCGCAAUUUCGCCAAUUCAAAUAGUUUUCCACAAAAAAAAAAAACAAAAAACACACAAUAAACUUUUUACAUCGCAUAACAGAUUAAAAAAAAAAAGCCACAGGAAAAUCAAUCACAGCAACAAUCCCCCCCCCCCCACCCCCCAAAAAAAACUCUGCAAAAUCCUGUAUGGACUGUUCUUCUUAUGAGUGUUGGUGCCUCUGCUAUAGACUUAAACCAGAAGCAAUAGAUACAGUAGAUUUGCAUUCGUUUGUUUCUUAAAGGAAUGAAAAUUAUAUUUGAUAGAAGGAAAAUGAUUGAAUUACAGAACAGGUCUGUGAACAGUGAGAGAGAGAGAGAGUAACUCUCUCGUACAGGAGUAUUUAGACCAAAACACUGACAUGCUAACUAUCAAGAUGUUAGAUAUCAGCCCUCGGUUGGCAUUAUAGAGCUAAUUAGGGCCUACUAACCUUUAGCCAUGUUUGUAUUUUGGUCAAACGGUUUCCUUUACAAAGCGUUUUAAAUGUGUAAAUGAAACGGAUACAAACAAGCUGUUUAACACUUGUUAAAAUAAAGCUACAUUUUAUUCAGAACAAGAUAACAUGCUGUAUGUACAGUCUAUUGUUACUGUAUAUUCUUAUUCUUUUUCUCUCUCCCCCCCCCCCCC
Ictalurus furcatus (blue catfish) is the source of this 6586-nucleotide messenger RNA. It is a transcript of the gene nt5c2b, whose product is annotated as 5'-nucleotidase, cytosolic IIb. NCBI's taxonomy places the organism in Eukaryota, Metazoa, Chordata, Actinopteri, Siluriformes, Ictaluridae. The transcript has 18 exons. Bases 1562 to 3253 code for a protein of 563 amino acids. Gene Ontology annotation, molecular function: 5'-nucleotidase activity. The record is from RefSeq and is a predicted model, not a curated record.